AUGGGAGUCGUCACAUUUCUCCUCUUGACAGGUCGGGCGAUUUUCUUCAAUGACUGGCAGGUACUCGAGUACGCAGCAGGAAAAGCUGCUUUACCAUUGGACCUCUUACAGCAGCACGAAAGCGUGAACGAAUCUGGAUGCAAUUUUGUGCGUGAUCUACUACAGACGGACCCUGAGCGACGACCGACAGCCAGCUCGGCGCGCAAACACGAGUGGCUGCAAAACUUACAUGGUGACGAAGACGUUGACGAGCAGGACGUUGAAAGUCCUUGCGUCACAUCACCGCAGGCUUCGAGCGCAGUUUCAGGCGUGAGCCGCCAGAGUCCUUCGACUGCUUCCAAUUCCUGGUCAGCAACCGAGCUCCAGACAUCAAAUAUGGCGCUAGUAGCGAGUGCUUCCACUGGUCCCGAGCAGUGGCCUGUGAUGAAUGGCACCAAUAAUGACUCCGGAGCGGAUUUCCAAAGAGAACAGGUCAUUCUGGAUGCGAAUGGCCGACGAAAACUUGGACGAUCACAGAUGUUCUGCCCUGAACCAACGCUAGUAGACGAAUUCAACACUCCUGUGGUCGUGGUCCCUGCACAAGAGCCAGCGGAAGAAUCGAAUGUGUACAACCUCAAGCUGACCAGCCGCCACGAAGCUCUUGUUCGAGUCUCGGCGGAUGAAGCAGCGUUCCCUACAGGAAUAAGCGCUAUUGCAUCUGAAGCAAUCUCCCCGCAUCCAGAGGAUGAUCGAAGAAUGUACAAACCACCGUUACGAGAGUCGCCGCAAACGCCCAUUCUCCCACCGCCCAUGUCUCGUGGAGAAUUGAACGAAAAGCUUACGAUUCUAGGUGCACCAUCAAAACGGUGGCAAGUGGUGCGAGGAAAUCAGACAAAACAAGACCUACGUUCUGUAGAAUUCUCCGCAGAUGGUCGCUAG
Cercospora beticola is the source of this 918-nucleotide messenger RNA. RefSeq lists its product as uncharacterized. Lineage: Eukaryota; Fungi; Ascomycota; Dothideomycetes; Mycosphaerellales; Mycosphaerellaceae. The record is from RefSeq and is a predicted model, not a curated record.